CAACGCUGGAGCUUCAUCUCCGAUAUUUGGAAUUUACGUGACUCGAUUCGAUUGACGCUUUUUUCCCAGAUGUAAUUUUUGGGAAAUUUUGAAAAUGUGACUUGUUUCUAAUUUUUUUUUUAAUAAAUAAUAACAAGUGAUUAAAUUGUUGAAAAUGUUCCCGAGUAUAAAUCCCCCAGUCGGCAAUGAAUGUGCGGGAGGUCCGAGAACAAUGAACAAUGUUCCUAUCAGAGACAGUCCUAAUCGGUACUCGAGCUUUUUCAACUGUUUUCUACCUUUUACUCGUUUUUGGGGAGUUUUUACAGCUAUUGUACUUUGCGGAGUCGGAGUCGACUUGGCCUUCCACAAACACAAUUCCGGAUACUAUCUCAUAGGCAGUUCGGCUGCUGUGCUUUUCCUGGAAGUAACAUGGGUGGUAACACUGUUCCUGCAGCUCUGCGUCAGAGCGGAAUCGCGGGUUUUUCGCUGUUGGUCUGUGUUUUCGUGGCUCGAAGGAUGGAAGAAAAGUCUGCUCUACGGCCCCCUGGGAGCUGUGCCUCUCAUUUGCCCUCACAAACUCUGGCUCUCAUAUGUAGCGGCAGGGCAGCUCGUUGCGCUAGCCUUCUUUCAUUUUGUAUUAUCCUUCAAGGGACGCAGACGAAGGAAACGGAAAGAUCGUCUCCUCCAUGCUGACAUUGACAGUUUUGAGAGUAGUAAAUUUGAGGAAGUGACCGAAGUCCUGGACGACGGUCUUCCAGAACCGAUUCCGGGAAGCAGUCAUUCCCUAUCGGAUAGUUUAGCUGAACAGGACACGAUCCUUGAAAUAUGACCGGAGCUGCACCAGCCUCCUGACUUGUUUAAACAUAUAGUGGAUUCCGGGCACUGGAGUGAGCGGGAGACCGAAGAUAUCAUUUCGUAAAGCUGCCAAAAAUACCAAUUCUCAAACAAAUUAAACUUCUUUUUGUACUUGUGCCAACUCGCUUUCCAAUUUUAACACAAUUUUUGUAAAUACAACUCUCACACUAGGAAAAUUGUACAUAAUUCACUAAUAUCGCAAUUAUAAAAUGUAUGUACAUAGUAACCAAUAAAC
Messenger RNA from Tribolium madens (black flour beetle), 1069 nucleotides. RefSeq lists its product as uncharacterized. NCBI's taxonomy places the organism in Eukaryota, Metazoa, Arthropoda, Insecta, Coleoptera, Tenebrionidae. The record is from RefSeq and is a predicted model, not a curated record. The coding region runs from base 155 to 808 and encodes 217 amino acids. The transcript has 5 exons.